AAUCUAAGUUUCCGAUGGGAGCAAAUCCUCAGCUAAAUUGUAGCCACCGCUGAGCCAAAAUGCUUAAAAAUGAACUACUUUCAGAGCGCCUCGCCAGAGCCAGUCUGGAGAAGCGUCGCAACAUAGAGGCUGAAAGAAAAGAAAGGAUUUUUAAUGACAAGCUGAGGACGAUCGGGGUUGACAAGGAAGCCCUGGAUGAGCAGGUGAAAGAGAAAAGGGAACAAGUAGAAGCUGCAAAAAAGGAACAAAACGCUUAUGAUGCUGAUAUGCUCCGUUAUGGCAAAGUAGCUUGCAUUGUCGACAGCCGCCAAAUGAAGGAGAAGCGUGCACUGGAAAAAGCCGUUGUCGCCUACAGGCAGCAAUACCAGCACCCUGAAGAUCGGCGAGAGUAUGAUUUGAAUGAUCCCAGCCGUAUUAAAAAAGUAGAGCAGAGUGAUGCACAGAUGAUGCCUCCUGGCCUGGUGGGUGAAGACCCAGAAAGUAAGAUCAGGCAGCAGAACCAGAGGGAACAGCUCAGAGAGUGGCUCACCCAGCAGCAGACUGAGCAGGCAGCGGAAAGGCAUCAACAAGAGCUGGAAGAGCAGCGUUAUGACCAAAGCAGAGUAGGAAUGGACAACAGAGCUGUGCAACUUCAGAGCCUUGAGAUAGAAAGGAGAAAGGCAGCUGCCAUCGCCACUAAAGACUUCAAUCGGUCUAUGGCUGAAGAAAAGCGCUGUCAAGACAAAGAAAUCAAUGGCAGGCAAAGCCAGUUUCAAGGUACCCUGAGUACGGUGGCCGUGCCCGGCCUGAGUCCCAGCAGUGACAGGAGAACAGCUCCUGAGAGCCUGCAGCAGAUCAUUCAAAUCCAGAAACAUCAAAUGGAGGAGAAGAGGAGAAAAGAACUGGAGAAGAAACAAGAAGAAGAGCGGCACGAUCGCGUGCGCCUGAACUCAGCUCGUACCACUCUGCUUAUUGAGCGGCAGCAGGCACGAAUGAACAGGCAGCUGAGGCGAGACCUGGACAGCGCCAACGCCCAACUGGCCGAAACACACAAACAACAGAAACCAGACAUUAAAAGAGGAUGUAUUGAUGACAGCUUCUUCUCCAAGUUCAACACCUGCAGCAGAUGAGGGGUGAUGCACCGCUCUGAUACCAGUGAUGGUGUUGCAUAAAAAGAACAAUGAAUAACCAGCUGCUUUUAUGUGAAAUGUAGUUCAGAACAUUCAUGUUUGCAUGAUUUGAAAACUAUUAAUUAAAUUUCAGAUACUGCUUUAAAAA
Molecule: messenger RNA, 1257 nt
Organism: Maylandia zebra (zebra mbuna)
Lineage: Eukaryota; Metazoa; Chordata; Actinopteri; Cichliformes; Cichlidae
Gene: ribc2
Product: RIB43A domain with coiled-coils 2
Source: RefSeq, a predicted model, not a curated record